AUGCAACACACCACUGCCUCUUUGCAGCGACGCCUUGAAGAAGCGGAAGAGCAUUUCCUCUCCGCUCUGUCCUCUCAAGAUGACAUAGCCUUAGAGGCUUUCAGAAGAUGCUGGGAAGCCCUUUGUCUGGAUUUCGAAGACGCUUUCCACGCGGGUAUCGUGGACGACUCUUUACGAAAGCUUGCUCAGUACAUAUCCUCUAGAGUCGUCAUUCUCGACGAGAGCCUCUUUCAUCUGUAUCAGCAACAGGAAGAGAAAACCGCGUCGUUCAUGUCUGAAAUUGACGAAUUAUUCGCGAAGAUGGCCAUCGACGACAUUGUGGAACCAACCCCUCUCGACCGUGCAGUGACAUCACGUACACGGCGCGAAAACGCGGCCGAGGACAAGGCUUCGUCGUCUCUUCCUCCUAUCAUUCCACUGGCUUUCGAUUGGCUGGUGGAAAACCUGCAGAAUCCUUAUCCAACGACUGCGUUAAAAUUGUCCAUGGCUACACAAGCAGGAAUCUCUUUUCGCUCCAUGGACGAAUGGUUCAAGUCCGUUCGUCGCCACAUUGGCUGGGUGUCAAUCGUGAAGAGACAUUUCAAAGGCUCGCGGGCUCUUGCGGUUGCUGCGGCAGAGCGAGUUCUCUCCCAAAACGGUGGCGAUACAACCACUUCCUUCGAGAUCGCUGCAGACCUCCUAGCAAUGAGGUCAGAGCUGGUUAACCUCUACCCAAAUGCCAAACAACAUUCUUGCAGACACGCUCCAUCAUCAUCAUCAUCAUCAUCAUUGCCUCGCGCGGACUCGCAGAAGCCAUCGUCGUUUCUUCCAUAUUCGUCCUUGACCUGCGGCAGCUUUUCUUCGAUCUCCGAGCUAUCUGGGGGCUCGCAGUCGCCACCCCCCACCAGACCACCGUCACUUAUAUUUACGUCCUCGGACAGCGAGGAUGAUGACCGCCUGUCACUGCUCACACGCAGUUCGCCCACCAUAUCGCAUUAUGGGUUUGACUUGCAGCUGUCGAGAGAGUCCUACAACGAUUCCGCAACAUCAGGAACUUUGCUCAACCUCCCUGGCCUCGUAUCUCCUUCCGACUCAUCACAUGAUGUUCCAUCUUCAUCACUCGUCACAGAGUCCCCCUGGUGGCCGGCUCAUAUUUACGAUGAUCCAGUCCUAUCAAUCAACACCCAUUUCUCUUCGACAGCCACCGUCACCAGAAAGCGUCGGAGGUCUAACGCAGACGAUGUGCCGCUGACGAAGCGUUCUAGGAAAAACCCCACACCGGCCUCGACGAAGCCACAGGCGGUCUCUACCUCCCUUCCUCAACGUCGAGUACAUUGCGAUGGCCCUUCUUCCGAUUGCGACACUUCUUCCAAGAAAGGUGGCGCAAACUCAACGCUCGACUCUCGGUUGGUGAUCGACUCCUGCUGUUCCCUUCACAAGGUCCGGCCUACUGAAUCGUGUGCCGACCAAAUUGCUACUGUUGACAGAUCCACGAUUGUAAGGGUCAAUUCACCCCAGCAUAAUUAUGCCGCAUGCAUUCGUACCGUACCGUCGCCUACCACGCUAAGGCAAACUCCCCCCCUCAUCGAUGCCGGCGUACCAGAGUUGAGCCCUGAAGCACUAAAAGAGAUGCUCGACGACAUUUUAUCGAACUUCCACGUAGAUUCAACGCUAGCCAACGAGGUACCGCCACCCCUUCAACUACCCUUCACUGAGGAUAGCCAUGUACCAAGUCCGUCUAUGGACCUUCCUCUUGAGCAGCGAGAAGAGUUUGGUCUUCUACUUGCAUCUGCCGAGUUACAACUUCCGGAGUUCGACGAAGCUCUAUGGAAGAGCAUCUUCGAAUCGUCGGUGGUUCCGUUGCACGAUGUCCUAUUACAACCGACUAAGCUCGUCAAUCUCAUUCGCCUUGUAUUCUCGCCCUACAAAGGACACAAGGAAACAGCAUCCAGCGUUGAUAAGGACUAA
This is a messenger RNA of Phanerochaete carnosa HHB-10118-sp, 1947 nucleotides long. RefSeq lists its product as uncharacterized. Gene Ontology annotation, molecular function: DNA binding. The coding region runs from base 1 to 1947 and encodes 648 amino acids. Lineage: Eukaryota; Fungi; Basidiomycota; Agaricomycetes; Polyporales; Phanerochaetaceae. Gene Ontology annotation, biological process: regulation of DNA-templated transcription. The transcript has 5 exons. The record is from RefSeq and is a predicted model, not a curated record.